Messenger RNA from Cyanistes caeruleus (blue tit), 8338 nucleotides. The record is from RefSeq and is a predicted model, not a curated record. Lineage: Eukaryota; Metazoa; Chordata; Aves; Passeriformes; Paridae.
GGCUGAUAAGGGGCUUGUGUUCCUUCCCACAGGUCACUGACAUCUGGGGCCAUUGGAGCCGCUGGGUGAUGAAGAGCUCUGUGCUGUGAGUGAACAAAGGACCUGGAGACACAGGAGUGGCUUCCAGAGCAUCACCUCAGCAGCUCAGCCCGUGGAGGGGAGAACUUGUAAUCUGUUUGUGCUGACCCCAGAAGGCUGAGCAAAGCACCAUGAACAGCCAUCAGCCAGUAAAAAUCUUCAAGAAAUCUUCUAUCCCAGGAGUUGUUGUCACUCAGUUUGUGAAUGACGUUCCACAAGGAUGCAGUACACCUGACUUUGAGAAGAAACCCCUCACUCUGACACUGCAGGAAGGUAAAAAUGCCAUUUUCAGAGCUGUGGUCAAAGGUGUCCCAACUCCUGAGGUGAAAUGGUCACGUACACGGAAAGCAAUGGAUGAUUCUGCCAAAUACGAAAUGUCCUUCAAUAGUGCCACAAAUGAAUUCAUUCUGCAGAUCAGGAGCGUGGUUGUGGAUGACAGUGAUCUGUAUCGCUGCUGUGCCGUCAAUGCCUACGGAGAGGCCUCGUGCUCCGCUGGCCUCAGGAUCAUCCAAGUUGGCUUUAAGAAGAAGGCGAAAUAUGUUCCUGUUCAUGCUGCUGAUGAGCUCAAGAAGACACUCCUGGACUCCAAGAAGCUGCUAAGGAAGAGGGCUGCAGCACCAAAACCAAAGCCCCUGGACAAAGAAGCUGUAUGGCAGCUGCUGCUGCAUGCAGAUAAGAGAGAUUAUGAGAAAAUCUGUAUGAAAUAUGGAAUUGUUGACUUCCGUGGGAUGCUGAGGAAGCUGCAGGAGAUGAGGAAGGACACAGAGAGUGAACAAGACAAGUUAAUUCACAGUCUCAAAAACUUUGAACACAUCAGAGUCAACAAGGAAGGAAAUGCUACCUUUAGCCUGGAGAUGGAGCUGAAAAACAGCAACAGCAACGUUUACCUGCUCAAGGAUGGUGAGAGGCUCAGGUACGGGACAGGGGAUGAGUACAGGAAGCACUGCCUGAGGAGAGUUGGGAGAAGAUAUUAUUUCACGGUCAAUGAUGUGCAGCCAGAGGAUGCAGGGGUGUACCAGGUCAGGGUGGAGGACGUCCCUGUCUUCUCAACUGAACUGGAUGCUCAAGCCAUCCCGGUGCGGUUCCGGCAGCCACUGUCCGACGUGCGCUGUGCCGAGGCCGCGGAUGCCCGGUUCCAGUGUGUGCUGUGCACGCCCUGCCACGAGCCCCUGUGGCUGCACAAGAGCCACCCCCUCCAGAACAGUGCCAAGCACCAGAUCUCCGUGACCCCUGAUGGCCUGAGCCACGAGCUGGUUGUCAGGAACGUGGGGCCCUCGGACAGCGGGCUGUACACACUCGACGCGGGACACGGCUCCUCCAGCGCCUGGCUCCUCGUGGAGUAUGCCAAAGGAAAGAGGAGACAGGAUGAAGGAGAAAAGAUUGAAAGGGAGACAUCUGAGUGGCUGAAGGAAACGAUGGCAGACAAUGAAAGGGCGAGGAAGCUUCGGCGCCAAGAACAAGCUGCUGCUGAAGAUCCUUCCUUUUCCACAUCCUCUGGUGCAGAGAAAAGUGCCUGGUACAGAACAACUCAAGGCAGCAGCCAAGGCAGGGGCCAAGGACACCCCAUUGAUUCUGAUGAUGGAAGCCAAAGAUUUUUGGGAAAAGAGGGUCUACGCAAAACCCACAUGAACGGAGAGAUGGGGUCUGGACAGUUUUCUGGAGCAGGUCUAGAUGGAGACUCAGCAGCCAAUGGUGGCAGCACCUUUGGACUAAAAGGCUUAGGAGGCAGAAGUGGGUUAAGGGCUGUCCAUGGUGUGGACUCUGUGUCAGGUCCUGGUGCUGCAGCAGGAGGGGCAGGUGAACGGAAUUCUGUGGGUGGCAGAGGUGAGGGUGUGCUGGGUGCUGUUAACAUUGACAUGGGUGAUGGAGGAGGUUUGGGCUCCCAGCAUGACAAGGAAGGGAAUUCAGGUGAUGCCAGUUUCAGAGCUGGUUUUGGGGGUGCUGGAAGGUUGGGUGGUGGAAGUUCUGUGCCAGGUGGACUUGAUCAUGAUUCAGCUGGAGUGGGAGCCAGUGGGAAUGAUCUGUUCAGCAGGACUGGAGCUGGGGGGAAUGCUGCAGGUUCUGGAAUGGCAGGAGAAAUGAGGUCCCACCACGGCAAGGAUGGGCAUCCCACUGUGGGUGAUAUGUAUGGAGGUAUAAACAGAGAGGGACAAACAGGGACUCCCUAUGGCAAGGAUGGCUUGGUACCUCAUGCCAGUGGUCAGUUAGGGCAGGCAGGAAGUUCUGGCUCACUGCAUGGGCCAGGUGGAGAUGGGGCUGUACCUGCUGCAGGUGGCAAUUCCACAAGAGAAAUGGAGGCUUUGUAUGGUCCAGAUGGUUGGGCACUGGGAACAGGUGCUGGUGGAGCUGGUGGAGCUGGUGCAGGGGGAUUUGGAGCUCCCUAUGGGAAGGAUGGUCUUCCCAUUGGAGCAGGCAUUGGUGGGGCUGGUGGUGCAGGUGCACUUGGAUCUCCCUAUGGAAAGGAUGGUCUCCCAGCUGGGGCUGGUGGUGCAGGAGGAUUUGGAGAGGCUUUGUAUGGUCCAGAUGGUCAGCCACUUGGAGCAGGUGGUGGUGGUGCUUCUGGUGCAGGGAGAGUUGGGGGUUCCUAUGGAAAGGAUGGUCUCCCAGCUGGAGCUGGAGUUGGUGGAGCUGUUGGUGGUGGGUUUGGAGGUGCUGGCUCUCCUUAUGGAAUGGAUGCUUUCCCAGCUGGAGCAGGUGCUGGAGGGCCUGGUGCAGGGGGACUUGGAGCUCCCUAUGGGAAGGAUGGUCUCCCAGCUGGAGCAGGUGCUGGUAGUGCUGGAGGAUUUGGGGAGGCUUUGUAUGAUGGUCGGCCACUUGGAGCAGGUGUUGGUGAUAUGGCUGGUGCUGGUGAAGGGGGACUUGGAUCUCCAUGUGGAAAGGGUGGUCUCCCAGCUGGGGCUGGUUUUGGUGGUCUUGGUGCAGCCAGACUUGGAGCUCCCUAUGGGAAGGACAGUCUUUCCACUGGAGCAGGCAUUGGUGGGGCUGGUGGUGCAGGGGGAGUUGGGGGUCCAUAUGGAGAGGAUGGCCUCCCACUUGGAGCAGGUGCUGGUGCUGGUGGUUCAGGGGCAGCUGGGGGUCCCUAUGGAAAGAAUGGUCUCCCAGUUGGAUCUGGUGUUGGUGGUGCUGGUCCUGUGAGUGCCGGGGGAAUUGGAGCUCCCUAUGGAAAGGAUGGUCUCCCAGCUGGAGCUGGUGUUGGGGGUGCAGGGGGAGUUGGGGGUCCCUAUGGAAAGGAUGGUCUCCCCGUUGGAGCAGGAGUUGGUGUUGGUGGUGUUGGGGGAGCUGGGGGUCCCUAUGGAAAGGAUGGUCUCCCAGCUGGGGCUGGUGGUGCUGGUGCAGGAGGAUUUGGAGAGGCUUUGUAUGGUCCAGAUGGUCAGCCACUUGGAUCAGGUGUUGGUGGUGCUGGUCCUGCGAGUGCCGGGGGAAUUGGAGCUCCCUAUGGAAAGGAUGGUCUCCCAGCUGGAGCUGGUGUUGGUGGUGCAGGGGGAGUUGGGGGUCCCUAUGGGAAGGAUGGUCUCCCAGUUGGAGCAGGAGCUGGUGUUGGUGUUGGGGGAGCUGGGGGUCCCUAUGGGAAGGAUGGUCUCCCAGUUGGAGCUGGUGUUGGUGCUGGGGGAUUUGGGGGUCCCUAUGGGAAGGAUGGUCUGCCAGUUGGAGCAGGAGCUGGUGUUGGUGGUUCAGGGGGUCCCUAUGGGAAGGAUGGUCUCCCAGUUGGAGCUGGUGUUGGUGUAGCUGGGGGAGUUGGGGGUCCCUAUGGGAAGGAUGGUCUCCCAGUUGGAGCAGGAGCUGGUGUUGGUGUUGGGGGAGCUGGGGGUCCCUAUGGGAAGGAUGGUCUCCCAGUUGGAGCUGGUGUUGGUGUUGGUGGUGCAGAGGGAGUUUUGGGUCCCUAUGGGAAGGAUGGUCUCCCAGUUGGAGCAGGAGCUGGUGUUGGUGGUGUUGGGGGAGUUGGGGGUCCCUAUGGGAAGGAUGGUCUCCCAGUUGGAGCAGGAGCUGGUGUUGGUGGUGUUGGGGGAGUUGGGGGUCCCUAUGGGAAGGAUGGUCUCCCAGUUGGAGCAGGAGCUGGUGUUGGUGGUGCAGAGGGAGUUUUGGGUCCCUAUGGAAAGGAUGGUCUCCCAGCUGUGGCAGGAGCUGCUCAUUUUCCUCCUGGGGGUGAGGAAGUUAUGGGAUCUGGUUGUGGCACGGAUGGCACACUGAGCAGAGCUCCAGGAUAUGCAGGUGGAGCAGGAGGAGAGGGCUUUUCCAGGGAAGGCUCUGCACCGUGGGGUGCAGGGUCUGCCUAUGGCAAGGACAGAGGUUCAGCUGUAGCCAUGGCUGGUGCAGGUGGGGUUGGGAGCUUGGGAGGGGAUGAAUGGGAUUCAGUCCACGUUAAAGAAGGUGUAGGUGGUGCUGGUGGAUCACAUGGUGAAUAUGGGCUGGAUGCACAUCCUGGUAGAUCUUCGAGAGGUGAAACUGGAAAGGGCACGCCUGGUGAUGUCCAAGGGCCAGGGAACAAAGGCUCAGCUGGUGACAGAGGGUCUCUGUCAGGUCCAGGAGGAGCCAGGGCAGAAGGCAGAGAUUUCGGGCAGUUGGGCUCCCUUUAUGGCACAAAUUCUGCCUCUGGAAAGGCAGGGAGUAAAUCCCAUGACAGAUCUGUUGAUAGGAGCAGUUCAAGUGGGCUUGGUCAAGGUCCACUGAGCUAUGGCCAGAUGUCAGGUCCUUUUGGUGGACCUCCUUCAGCAAAUCAGAGAAACCAGGAGCCUGACCUGGAUCUUAAAGCAAAUGAUUCCCUGAACAACACGGAAAGCACAGGACAAAAGAGACGGAGUGUCCUGGAUGAUAUCAAAGUCCCACGCUGUUACCUCAACAAGCAGCUGGCAACCGUGCGCGUGCUGAAGGGCGAGCCAGCCGAGCUGUCCUGCACUGUCAGCAAGGACAAUGUGACAGGAACCUGGUUUAAGGAUGGCCUAAAGUUAACAAGCAUGGAUGGAGUCAUCUUUGAAAAGAAAGGUCUUGUCCACAAAUUGAUCAUUAACAAAGCUGAUGAUAUUCAUGCUGGUAAAUACAGGUUUGAAGGUGGAGAUGUAAAAACUGAAGCUUCAAUUUUUGUUGAAGAUCCUCCCCAGGUGGACAAGGUACUCCUGAAGAACUUGACCAGUGUCCCCACGGUGGCCAAGGCUGGGGAGGCGGUGAAGCUGCGGAUCCCGUUCAAGGGUCGAGGGCCCAUUAGGGCAGCGUGGCUGAAGGACAGGAUGGAGCUGGGGGAUGACACCAGGAUCCGUGUGGACAAGACAGACACCUGCACCACGCUGUCCAUCUCCAGCUGCAGCAGAAGGGACUGUGGGGAUUACAAAGUCAGGCUCAAGAAUGACAGUGGGACACUGGAGAUCAACCUAAAGCUCGUGGUGAUAGACAAGCCACAGGCCCCAGCAGGACCCAUAAAAAUUGUGGAAAGCUCUGUCAACAACAUCACGAUCCAGUGGAAGCCCCCAAAGGAUGACGGGGGCAAACCAGUGCAAAGGUACCUCAUAGAGAGGCAGCAGGUGGGCAGGAACGACUGGGAGACCUUGGGAGAAACCCCCAGGAGCUGCAGCACCUUCACCACCAGCAAAGUGGAGGAAGACGUGAGCUACUACUUCAGGGUGAGGGCCAUGAAUGCCGAGGGAGUGAGUGAUGCGCUGGAGUCGGGGGAAGUCAAGGCUGCUGGUAAAGCUUCCCCUGGUGCCCCAGAUCCCCCUGAGAUCAUCAGUGCCAGCAGGGACACCAUCACCAUAUCCUGGAAAGCUCCUUGUAAAACUGGCACGUCCCAAAUUAUGGGAUACAUUGUUCAGAAACGCAAGAAGGGCACUGUGACCUGGCUGCCAGUCACCAAGGUGCCUGUCAAAGACAAGAAGCUGAAGGUGACCAGCCUGAAGAAGGGUGUGCAGUACGAGUUCCGCGUGGCAGCUGUCAAUGCUGCUGGCACAGGACAGCCCAGUGACCCCUCAGAGGCCGCCUCCACCCAGGACCCCACCAAAUCUCCAGGCCAAGUGCAGGACCUUAGAGUGAGCAGUAGUGACAGCACCAGCGUCACCUUGACAUGGAACAAACCUGAAGUUCAAGAUGGGAAUGAUGUGAAAGGCUACGAGGUGGAGAUGAGGCCCUGUAACAGCUCCAGCUGGACCAAGUGCUUCACCCUCCCUGCAGAGAGCACCUGCUGCAGGCUCCAGGGGCUCCAGGCCGGGGAGAAGCUGCUCCUGCGCGUGACAGCCCUCGGCACCAGCGGCCACGGGGAGCCCCUGGAGCUCGAGGCUCAUGCUGGAGCUGCUGCUCCCGUGGUCUCUCCCAGGUUUCUGAUAGAUGACACAGUGAAAAGCUUCCUGGUUAUAAAAGCAGGGAAUCCCAUCCAGGUGAAGAUUCCCUUUGAGGGAUCUCCUGAGACGGUGGUGACCUGGUUAAAGGAUGGGCUCCCCCUUCCCAGCCGGGCUGCCGUGAGCACCAAGGAUGGAAGCGCCCAGCUGCUGCUCAGGGCAGCUGAGAUCAGUGACAGCGGCACCUACAGCAUCGAGCUCGGGGAUAGGCUGGGGAAAAGGGAAACCUUCAGCUUCCAGCUUCAAAUUACAGAUGUCCCUCAGCCCCCUGGAGCCAUCCAGCUGGAGGAGAAUGUGCCCAACACAGUGACAGUGACCUGGGACCCCUCAGCAUCUGAGCAGUGGGAGAAGAACCUGUAUUACACUGUCCUGAAACGGGAAUCCCAGAAGGGUCUGUGGCAUGUGCUGGGGGACCUGAUCUACAACAACAAGUUCACCUUCACCAGGGUGGUCCCAGGCAGGGAUUAUUACUUCAGGGUUGUGGCAAAAAAUGACCUGGGAGCCAGUGAUCCAUCAGAGACUGUGCAGCCCUGGAGGAUCUGGAAAAAAAAGGCUGAGUUUCGAGUGCAAGCACAGAAGUACAGGGGAGUUAACCAGAACCAGCCCCCGAGGUUCCUGGUGCCGCUCAAGUGCCAUGUCGUGGUGACAGGCAGCGAGUGUCGCAUGAGCUGCGCUGUUGGGGGCCAUCCCCCCCCCCAAAUCAAAUGGUACAAGGACAGCAGAGACCUAUCCAGAGAUCCCAACUACUUCUGCACCAACGACUUUGGAGUGUGCUCCCUGGUGGUGCUGGGGGUCACCAAGCAGGAUGAGGGGGAGUACAUGGUGGAAGCCAGCAAUGAAAUGGGCCGUGCCUUCAGCAAAGCCUUCCUCGCCAUCAAAGACUCCUCCCUGUAGCAUGGCCCUGCUGAGAACAUCCCUGCAUGGCUCCCAGGAUGAGAAGGUUUGGGUGAGGACUCCUCCAUGUGAAGGCUGUGCAUUUAUGGUCAGAUGUUCCUCAUAGUCUGAGGGCAUUAUUUUUCAGAUCCAAUAAUUGUACUUUGAACAUGAUGCUGCAUUGUCAUCAAUACUGGGAGAAAAAAGCUUUAAGAGCACUGUAUUUUAUUUUUUUUUAAUGAUCAGGCUUUCCAUGAGACCUUUAAAACACAGCUUAGAAGCUUCACGAACACAGAAGAUGAGAGGAAAAAUAAUUGGCCGAAAUGAAACUUUCUGUGGAGAGCACAGAUGGAAGAGAUCAUCUUGCCACACCACUCACCCACAACAAGGACAUUUCUGGACAUCAGGGGUCUCUGGUCCUUUCACAUAUGCUUUUUCAAGCCAAAACACUCACUUUGGAUUCCAUGUGAUUCUCUGCAGGUUUCCCAAAUCUGGCAGAAGCAGUUCUGCAUGUGUUCUACUACCAGUAACAUCUAAAUAAAUUAUCUAACCCCUAAGUCAUUUUGUCUGGGCAGGAGAUGAAAUCUCAGACCAGCCUGGCAUGGGGUAGCUGAAAUUCCCAUUGCAAAGUGGGAAGGACUGUAAGUCUACAAGCAGUGUGUGAGCAGAGCAACUCCCCAAACCCCCAGCAUGUGCUGUACAAAGGCUGUGCCAGUCCUGAACCACCCCCAGCAUCAUCCUGUGCAUACCCCCGUUCAUGGCACUGCUGGGAGCCUUUUGCCUUGUGCAGAAAGAGGUGAAAAAUCCUUCCUGUCUUACCAGAAAUAUGAAGGACCCUCAGGAACCUCCUGCAGUGGCCAGGGAUUUCCAACACUGGGCCUGGACAGCAAAACGUUCUGCUGGCUAUAAGAGGGUGUCACAGCCAGGGCACGGAGGGUACUUGUGACAGGAGAGAGCAGAGCCAAACACAGCUGUGGGGCUGGAAUGUUCCUUGGGAUUACAUGUUGUACAAUGCUGUACAGAUGUAGCAGCAGUAGAUAAUUAAAUUAAACCACAAUUCAGCGAAA